Messenger RNA from Cornus florida, 1165 nucleotides. Its product is annotated as universal stress protein PHOS32-like. The coding region runs from base 153 to 866 and encodes 237 amino acids. Lineage: Eukaryota; Viridiplantae; Streptophyta; Magnoliopsida; Cornales; Cornaceae. The record is from RefSeq and is a predicted model, not a curated record. The transcript has 3 exons.
ACGCCACUGAGUCGUCGCCACAACUAAAUUCUCAUGUUUACUACUCUUACUACUCACUAGGAGAAGAAAAGCCACCCCAAAGAAAGCCCUAACUUACGCAGUCAACGAUCGGAGGAAGGUGAAGAACAAACCCUAAUUUUUUGUUCCACACGAUGCAACCUCAACAAACCCCGCCGGAAUCUGACUUCCCGCCAAUCGCUGCCAUCAAAAUCAGAACAUCCUCUCCACGCUUUCCCCAACCCACCACCACUUCUGCCACCAACACCCCUACGGCUAACGCCCAACGCCGGAUCGGAAUAGCAGUCGACCUAAGCGACGAAAGUGCCUUCGCCGUCAAAUGGGCGGUCCAUCACUAUCUCCGCCCAGGAGACGCUGUGAUUCUCGUUCACGUCCGCCCCACUUCCGUCCUCUACGGCGCCGACUGGGGAUCUGUCGACCUAACCAUGGUCGACGACACAACGGAGAAGCAAAAGCUGGAAGAUGACUUUGACGCCUUCACCGCCACCAAAGCCUCCGAUCUCUCACAACCAUUGGUGGAGGCACAUAUACCUUUCAAGAUCCAUAUCGUGAAGGACCACGACAUGAAGGAGAGGCUUUGCUUGGAGGUUGAGAGGCUUGGGUUGAGCGCUGUGAUCAUGGGGAGCCGUGGGUUUGGGGCGACAAGGGGUGAAAACAGUAGGCGGCUCGGGAGUGUUAGCGACUACUGCGUGCGUCACUGUGUGUGUCCGGUGGUGGUUGUGAGGUAUCCGGAGGACAGAGACGCGGAUAAUGCUGGUGGUGAUCCUGUUGUCUCGGUAGCAUCCGCUGCGGAGGAUGAGGAGGAACUCGUGUAUCAUGAUGCCACUGAUGAUAGGAAAGAAACCUAGCUGAAACUUGGGGUCGGGGUGUGUUCUCGUAAUUGCAGGUGUAGACGGCGUUGGAGUCUGCAAACCUAAAAUGACUUGUUUGAGAACUGAUUAGUCAAUCUUGAUUGUUGGAUUUAUGUCAUGUAUAUGAACAAUGUACUCACUUAUGAAUGUCAACUCUGGGAAGUUGUAUCUUGUAUGGUUGAUGAGUUUUUGUUAUAUUCAUAAUUCACCAGGUCUACCAAAAACAUCAUACUUAAUCUGUGAUAUGUUGGAUCAAUCCAUUUUAUUUAAUAUGUACUUGAUGCUCGGUUCUGUUU